This is a messenger RNA of Naegleria gruberi, 2124 nucleotides long. Its product is annotated as membrane bound adenylate/guanylate cyclase. Gene Ontology annotation, biological process: cyclic nucleotide biosynthetic process; intracellular signal transduction. The transcript has 3 exons. Lineage: Eukaryota; Heterolobosea; Eutetramitea; Acrasida; Naegleriidae. Bases 1 to 2124 code for a protein of 707 amino acids. The record is from RefSeq and is a predicted model, not a curated record.
AUGGAGGUUUCGAAUAAUGUACCACCCCAACAACAAGUGGAACACAAUGCAGAUAGUACAUUGCAUCCUAAACGGUUAUCUGGUACUGUGACCUUCGAGGAACCAUCAACCACAGUUCCAAUCACUGAGCAAGACUCCAAAUCUAAUAUAACUUCUCAAUCCAUAAUGAACAAAUCCUUGUUUAAUAGUUUCUUUCUAAUAAGAAUCUUGGAGAAAAUACCUCUCAUCAUUAAAUUGGCCCUCAUUAUUGCCUUUUGCUUGAUUCCUAUGGCAGUAUUUGGUGCCUUACUGAUCAAUUCUGCUGCUGUCAACUUGAGCCAUGCGAAUGAGAUUAAAAAACUAUCAAAAGUAACAGUGCACCUCUCAGAAAUUGUUAAUUCUUUGCAGAAUGAAAGAGGAACCACAGCUCUUUAUCUAGGUUCUCACAAGAGACAGUAUAUUAUUCAAUUAGCUAAAGCAAGAAAUCAAACUGACAUUGCUAUAGAAAGAUUCUUGGCACUUUCAGUAAGCCCUAACGAUAUUUUGAUUAAUGAAAAGUGGAAGAGGACGUGGUAUUUGUUUGAGGAUUAUUUGGGAAAGGUUACAAAUUAUUCGAAAGGUAUUGGAGAGUGGAGAAUGAAAGUGGAGGAUGUUACUAACGAAACCUUUUUACCAACAUUCCAAAUCGUCAGUGAUUGGAAUUCCCUGACCAAUGAUUUGAUUAGAGUUAUAACAAGUCAAAGCUUGGAUCCAACUUUUGCAAUAAUUCACAAUUCAUUCAACUUGCUUACCUCAACUAAGGAAUAUCGAGGAAUUAGAAGAUUUUUAGGAACUUUUGGAUUUUUAAAUGGAAGUUUGUCUCAAAGUUCGAUUAAUUCAUUUAAAGAGGCUGCCAUUAGAGGAAGAUUGCUUAGACACUUAUUUUCACUUCAAGCAUCCAACGAUAUUUACGAAGAAUUCCAUUCAAAUGUUCUCAGUAAUGAUCAGCAAAAUGUCUGUCAGAGAAUGGAAGACUAUGUCUUGGCAAAUUAUCAAAAUUUAACAAAGUAUACAGUUCAAGAAUGGUAUGAUAACAUGACUCUAUGCAUGGAUUCAUUUAGGAAUGUGGAAGAUGGAAUGAGAGCUUUCUUAUUAGACUAUUCGAAUCAAAUUGGUUCGAAUGCUACCGAUUCAUUAAUUGCAUUUACCAUAGUUAUAGUAAUGGUGGUUCUUGUGGCAGCAUUAGUGGCAUUACUAUUUUCGAAAACUAUUCUAGGACCUUGGAAGAAAAUGUUGCGUCUCCAAGAGGACAUGGUUUACAAAUUCGUGCCACGAGAAUUCAUGUCCAUUAUUAAUAAGGAGAAGGUUACAGAUUUGCAUCAUGGUGAUUUCUUUGAGAAGGAGUUGGACAUUAUGUUUGUCGAUAUUCGAAACUAUACUUCAAUGAGUGAGAGACUACCAACUGAUCAAAUGUUCAAAUUCUUGAAUCGAUAUUUGGCUUUGGUUGGUCCGAUUGUGAGGAGAAAUUGCGGAUAUAUUGAUAAAUAUAUGGGUGAUGGAUUUAUUGCCCUAUUUACAGAGCCAGGCCAUGCACUGAAAGCAUCUAUUGAAAUUCAAAAUUGUGUUCUGGUGUUUAAUGAGAGCGUGUCACCAAUCAUUGGUCCUAUUUCAAUAGGAUGUGGAAUUGUCAGAGGUCGAUGUGCAGUUGGUUUGAUAGGUGAAUCAAAGAGAAUGGAUCCAACUAUAGUUGGGGAUGCCGUCAAUUUAUCUGCUCGAUUAGAAUCUCUGACGAAAUAUUACAAUGCCAAGAUUCUAGUUUCGAAAAGUGUAACCGAUUCUUGUUCACCUAUUUGGCUGGGAGAUGGAGGGACUUGGCGAUCCAUUGGAAAAAUAUGUGUAGUGGGUAAGAGAAAUUAUGUAGAAAUUAUGGAAAUUAUUCCUUUUAAUAAUUGUAAGAAACGGUCAACUAAGGAAAUGUUUGAGAAGGCCAUUACACACCUAUUUUGCAGAGAUAAAUUUGAUCCCAUUACUGCUGAGCAACUAUUAGAACAAGUUUCUAUCAUUGAUCCAGACGAUAGGAUUUGUAAAAUGAGAUUAUUAUUGGCACAGUCGUUGGUUGUGGAUUGUUCACACUGGGAUUUUGUUGAUACUCCAAAUACCAAAUAA